AAGAAGGGAACAGUCUUUUGAUGUAUGUUGUCUUGUUUCUCAACCCUCAACAUUCGAUCACAUAGCGAUGUGCAAAAUUUUCAAUAUUAAAGUGGUGUGACCCUCAUGAAAAUGGCCUCUACUUCGAGGAGCAAAAACACUUCAGAUGAGUGGUAUGAUCAGAUUACCAACUGCUUGAGAGAUGAAGGAAGUCUGGAAGAAUUGAGAAAGAAAUUUGAUCAAUGUAAAUCAAAUGAAGAACGAGUGAAUUUAAUAUAUAAACUUCAAAUCACACAAGAUGUUGUUCAAGCAAAUUUGAAUUUCAGAGAAAAAUGCGAAGAAAAAGCAGUAAAUCUUCGAAACCAAGGGAAUGCUUUCUUCCAGAGGAAGAAAUAUAAACAAGCACUUGAUCUCUAUACCCAAAGUGUUCUCUUCUCACCUUGGAAAAGUCACAAUACUACAAAUGAAAAUAAUGGUAACCUGGAUAAACCUCCAACUUUAGCUUUGGCAUUUGCAAAUAGAUCUGCAGUUUUAUUUCAUAUGGCAAAAGAUGAACUGUGUCUAGCAGAUAUUGAGCUUGCAUUGGAAAAUGGCUACCCAAAAAACCUGCAGUACAAACUUUAUGACAGGAAAGGGAAAUGUUACAUGCAGUUGAAGUGGGGAGAGGAUGCUAUUCAAGCCUUUGAGAAAGCCAAGAGUCAAAUAAAGAUAUCUGACUUGGACGAAGACAAAAUUAAAAAGAUAACGGAGGAGUUAGAUAGACUGAUUGAAGCUUGUAGAAAAAUAAAAGAUGAUCAACAGAAAAAAGUAAUGAAAACCCAAGCAGAGUGUAACAGAAGUCAUUCUGCUCUUCCGGUAAUAACAAAGCUAAGCAAGAAAUUUCCCAAUGCCUCUACUGCUGUUACCAUGGAAGAAAGUGAGGAAAUGGGUCGUGGGGUAUAUGCAACAGAUGACAUAGAUAUUGGGGAUGUCCUGGUUGUGGAGAAAGCCUAUAUGUCUGUGACCAUGCCAGGACUCAGCAUGUCAAAUUGCCACCACUGCUGUGAAAAAUUGUUUUCUCCAUUCCCAUGUCGUAACUGUGCUGGUGUUGGUUAUUGUUCUCGUCAGUGUGAAAUGGAAUCCUGGGAAACGUAUCAUUACGUUGAGUGUGAACAUCUUGCUGGUAUUCAAUCUGCUCAGCUGGGCCUUGGACAUCUGUCAUUUCGAAUGGUUCUGAAAGCUGGAUUUGAGUAUUUGAAGGAACAUAAGAACCAAUUUGAUAUUGUUGGUGAUUUGUUUGGAUCUGGCUUCAAUGAAGAUGGGGUUUAUGAUUCCAAUAAUUAUAAUGCAGUUUACAAUCUAGUAAAUCAUUGUGAAAAACGUACAACCACAGAUCUCUUAAAACGUACAAUAAAUGCUGUCUAUCUUGUUAAAUGCUUGGAGAACUCCACUUUUGUUUCAUCUACAGAAAAACGACAACAGGAUUUGAUGUAUAUAGGUGGUCACAUUCUGCGUCACAUCCAAAUGCUUCCAUGCAAUGCCCAUGAAGUUUCUGAAUUGAAGUUGAAAAGAACUAUGGUUGCUGAAUCCGUCGGUGAGGAAAUUGGUUCUGCUAUAUAUGCAAUGCUCAGUCUGUUCAACCAUUCAUGUGAUCCAGAUGUUGUCCGUCAUUCCUAUGGGGAUGUUUGUAUUGUAAGAGCCAUCAAGAAAAUUUCAAAAGGUCAUGAAAUUUUGGACAAUUAUGGAGCUGUGUAUGCAGUUAGUACAAAAUCUGAACGACAGAAAAAACUCUCGCAGUACCAAUUCGUUUGUAAUUGUCUCCCCUGUCAGAAUGUAUGGCCUAUGUAUUUCAGCAUACCCAGUGAAAUACCUGUCUACAAGUGUGAAAAAUGUGGCGGUGCUCUCUCCAAUGUCAACACCACCACAAAAACUGCUAAGUGCACUGUUUGUAAGCACUCUCAAAAACUGGCCAAGACUAUUCUCACCUUGGAAUGCUCGGACAAAGUUUUUCGAGCUGUCUUAGAGAAGUUUUUAUCUGGAAAUCAGGGACCAGAACACACACUUCAUGUGUUGAAUAAACAUCUACAAUUCCUGCAACAGAACCUUUGUUUACCGUGGCAGGACUUCAACAACUGCCAGGAGGCUAUCAAACAGUGUUAUGCAAUGCAAGCUAACUGUCAUGUAAUAGAUUAACCUGCUCUACAGCAAACAAACUUUGCUGUACUAUGCAGGCACUGUGCCAUGUCAAAAAAUGUCAUCAUUUGCUGUGAUAUAAAUCAGAUGUUUGUGAAUCACUAUUGGAAAAAGUGCCUACCAGUUUGAAACAUUUCUUGUUUUUGUAUCAAAAUUUGUCCUGAAGAUUUUCAUUGUGUUGACAUAUUUAUGCUGUUAUCUGUAAUUAUCUAAGUGAAUUAUUUAAAGAGAUGUUGUAUGUUGAAGAGUUCACUAAUGCUGUCCAACUGUAAAUUGAUUAAGACUCUACAUUGUCUUAUACAAUGGUUUAAAGUCUGCUAAGCUCAGUCAUCAAUAAGGCUUCACAAUGUAGAAUGAAAUAUUCUACAAGCAUGCCUGUCAGUUUUUUGUUUUUGUUGUUUUUCCUAUUUAAAUAAGAUGGCAUAUUUAUAUGUCAUUUUUAGAAAUCCAAUGAAAUUUCUUAAUAUGACAUAUUGGAAUGUAAAUGAGUAUCAUGAUGUUUUAUAGAGAAAAUCUAACCUAGACAUGGAAUGGAGGUAAAGAAAGUAAAUCAACAAGGCCAAUUAUUAUUUGUUAAGAAUGAGAUCAGAAUUCCAGCAGUCGAACAUGUUGAAAUUAUACCAUAUCAUACAGGUGUUAAUUUACCGGUAGGUUAACAUCAAGUCUGUUUCCUAUAUACCCUAAAAACUAAAAAAGAUGUGGCUAUUUUCUAAAAUAGUAAACAAAUGCAGUUUUUUUUGUUUAAGAAACUAGAGGCUUACUUUUAGAAAUAGUUUCAUGGAGGCCCAUGCAGAGCAAUUGGGGUAGAGUGUCUUUUCUGUGGACAUAACCAUGCUAAAGUAUUAUGUGGAAAGUUGAAUUUGUCGAAAUAAAUUUGUGAUUGUAGCCUGAAAAUACUUUAUUAAUUCAAUUAAUGAUGGGUCAUGUGAGCUACAUCAAAUUGUUAUUUUCUGUCUAAUAUGUGAAAGUCACAGUAAUAAAAUACAUAAAAAGGUAAGUCAUCAAAUCAACAAUCCUAUACUAAUGAAUUUAGCUGUAAGCUGCUUAAAAAUUAGCUAUGAAAUUUAUAUAUCACAUAUAAUAUAUUUUGUCCAGAAUGGUAAAAGCAGAAACUGUAUGAUUUAUGAAUAAUAAAAAAUUGGUUGGUUUUAGAAAUGGUUGUUAAAGAAUUAUGAAAUUGGAAGCAAUUUUUAACUUUAUUUCAAAUUUUGAAGAAGGAAAUUAUGUCAAAGUUGAAAACUGUACAUUUGAUCUUGUCCAGAAAUGAAAUGAUUAAUGAUGAGUUAUAGUAUCAUACAACACACUUAAAAAUGUAAUUUUAUAAGUUAAAUGGACAGGUUAAAAGACAGAGGAAUCCUUUUGUUUACCUCUUGCUUUUUUGGAUAAAUCAACUGCAAAGAUCAUUGUUUGAACACUUUUCAAGAUUGUACAGGAAAUUGUCCUGAAAUCAUGUUUACUAGCUUUGAAGUACAAUAUAUAUUUUUUGUGGACUUCAGUUAAAUUUUUCAGACAUUUAGUCACGUAGCCAAUUUACCUAGUUGUAAUGCAUUAGACAGAAUUUUUCUUUAUCAUUCUACUCCAGUAUUUGCAGAAUUGUGAAUUUAUAUGUACACUUGUAUUUUAAUUUUUACAUCCUGGCAUCAUCAGAUGCUAUCCUAUCAAGUAUCCGAUAUCAACAUUUGUAGAGUGUCUUACUACAUAAUGUGAAAUAAAUAUUGAUUUGUUGUGUUCAUGAACAUCAUAGUAGCUUACUACAAGAUCUUGUUACUUUAUUUUACAUUUGCUUGUGAUAAAUUCCAUACUAAAUGGUGCUAUUGUACUUAGCACUGAAGUUUUAGCUCAUCAUGGUACUUGGUCCUUAUAUAGGUGCUUGCCAUUUUAAUAUAUGUAGGCUUUUGUAUAAUGAACCACUUCUGAUAUGUAGAUUUUUCAUUUCAGAAUUGAUUAAAAAUUUCAUGUUGAUGAUAGUAUUUAUUUGUAUCUCAUUAAUUGGUGCUCUGUAAACAAGUCCUUAUAUGUAAGAUGCCAGUUGUGAAACAUUGAUAUUAUAUUAGUACACAACAUACGGUUUUGAUAUAAAAUUCUAAGCCAAAAUUGAUUUUUGUCUUUCAUUCUAACAGUAGUCCAUUUAUUGUGGUUGAAAUAUUGUAUCAAAAUUGAAUAUUAUGUUUUUUGAUAUGUUCCCAUAUGAGCAUGACAAAAGAUUAUUGAUGGUUUUAAUAUUCAAGUUCUUGAACAAAGUGUAAAUGUGGCACAGAUUACUUGCUUUUUGUCAUUUAUUGUACCCAGGUACUUGUAAUAGGAAGAUGUAAUUUUUCUGAAGUGUGGUAACUUUGCACCCUGGGAAACUUAUGCUGCAGUUUAAUUUUUGCCCAUUUUGACUUUUUGUAAAUUGACAAAUUAAAUAGGAUCUUUGAGGUGUAUGGGUUUGAGACAACAAGGUUCUGUUGUAUAUGUUAUUGAGCUUUAAUGGAAGUCAUUUUGAUGGGAGAGCACAGACAACACUAGGAUAACUUUGUCAGCGUUGUUGUGUCUUCUUCACAAAGGUAUCCAUUAUGAUUAAACCAAAUUAUAUGAGUUUCUAUAUGUGAAACUCAAGCUCCUGGUACAUUAAAACAUACUAACUUAACAUUAACUCAUAUUGAGAUCUGAAGUUUAAGAGAAUUAUUUCAAUUUCACACAAUAACUUGCAGAUGCCUUGGGUGUGUCAUUCUCAAGAGCUCUACAGGUAUGCUAAAAAUUGUAACCAUUACCCCCAUUGCAUGAUCACUAAAGUGGAGAUUUUAUAUUUGUUUUUUUCUUGGAUCCUUUUCUCUUGUCUAAUGUCGGUCUUUGUGUGAUUUCAGCUGCUAUGAGGAUGUAAAACAACACAAAUAUCCAGACUUGUACAUCAGUUCCUUUUGGAAAGUGUUUUGAUGAAAAUAAUGAAACCUUUAGUAUAUGAAACAGAGAUGUAUUUAGAUUACUCAAUGCACUCAAGGUUUAUUAGGACAUAUAUGUAAAUGGUACUAUGCUUCAUAUUAUCACGGCUUCUUCAUCUGAACCCUCCUUAUAUAAAUGUAAUUCAUUAUAAAAUAUUUCAUCUAUAUAUUGUAAUAUGUUGUCUUGACAUUGAGCUUUUUAGAGUGAUAAAUGUUUUUCUCCAUUUUAGAAUAAUCUGAAUUGCUGUCUCAACAAGUAUACACAUUUUAAUGUACCCUAAAGGGAGGUAAUUGAUUUGUCUACCUUUACUGGUGUUGAGGAUGAGACUACAGGUCACCUAACAAGCCUUGGUGAGUGGGAUUCCCCUGAAGUGUCCCUAGUUGAAACCUGGAUGGGGGCAGCAUGUUUUUUUAUUAGUUUUUCCAUUACACUAGUACCAAUACAGGGAAGGAAUUUUGGAAUAAUUUUUUUUUCAUUACUUCUAAAGCUGUUGUAAUUUAAACUGAUUUGAGUUCAGGUUUUAUAAUCAACAAGUUGUCAUGUCUUAUACCAAGGAAUUUCAAUGUUAGAUAUGUGUGCAAUAUAUAAUUUCAUUUCCUUUACAAUUUGUGAUGGAUUCAGCUUGUUGAGAAUAUAAUAGACUGUGUUGGAGAAAGUUUACUUUGUAGACCUACAUGUUUGGUGUGUUUUCAUUUAAUUCCUUCUUGUGUUCAAGUAUUAAGAAAGAUACCUUUAUUUGAUUUUGUUUUAACAAUAAAAGAUAACAGAAAUGCCUAA
This is a messenger RNA of Ylistrum balloti, 5850 nucleotides long. RefSeq names its product SET and MYND domain-containing protein 4-like. Lineage: Eukaryota; Metazoa; Mollusca; Bivalvia; Pectinida; Pectinidae. Bases 106 to 2151 code for a protein of 681 amino acids. Gene Ontology annotation, molecular function: protein binding. The record is from RefSeq and is a predicted model, not a curated record. The transcript has 2 exons.